AUGACUUUUCAACUACUAUUAUUAACAAUUAUUCUAUCUGAUUGUUGUACUAUAGAUUCAAUUGAUAAAAAGAUUAUAAGAGGUAAUUAUUAGGAUGUGCUGAAUUUUCGCUAAAUUAAUAUAAUUAGUAGAAAAAAUACCUAUUUUGAAGGUGGUUUAAUGAACUCUUAAUUAAAUCGAGAUGCCAUAUAUUAUAUUGAUGGUAAAACGGGCUUUACAUUUUGUCAUCUUUAUUAUUCAAUUGAAAUCCAAUUAUUAAAGAAAUAUGAAAUCAACACCAUAGUUGUUGAAAUUUUCGAUUAUUUCUCUUUCUUACACUAUAAUUUCUAAUUAUAUAUUUCCUAUUAAGGAAAGGAAAAACUGGUUUAUUAAACUACCUCAUUUGCAGGAAUAGUUAGAAUUAGAUUUGCAGAUCAAUUUGUUGAUAAAAUUAGGUUUUACAAUAGAGGAGGAAAUAAUGACAAUGAUUAUCUAUCCAUUAUAAAAGCAUAAGCAUUCUAUAAAUUAGAUCAUUGA
This is a messenger RNA of Paramecium octaurelia, 516 nucleotides long. Lineage: Eukaryota; Ciliophora; Oligohymenophorea; Peniculida; Parameciidae. The record is from the annotation of a GenBank genome assembly.